This is a messenger RNA of Hypanus sabinus (Atlantic stingray), 1460 nucleotides long. Its product is annotated as rhodopsin. Lineage: Eukaryota; Metazoa; Chordata; Chondrichthyes; Myliobatiformes; Dasyatidae. The transcript is spliced from 5 exons. Gene Ontology annotation, cellular component: membrane; photoreceptor outer segment. Gene Ontology annotation, biological process: phototransduction; visual perception; G protein-coupled receptor signaling pathway. Gene Ontology annotation, molecular function: G protein-coupled receptor activity. The coding region runs from base 1 to 1065 and encodes 354 amino acids. The record is from RefSeq and is a predicted model, not a curated record.
AUGAACGGCACAGAGGGGGAGAACUUCUAUAUCCCCAUGUCCAACAAGACGGGGGUAGUGCGGAGCCCGUUUGAGUACCCCCAAUACUACCUGGCUGAGCCCUGGAAGUACUCAGUACUUGCUGCCUACAUGUUCUUCCUCAUCAUCACAGGCUUCCCGAUCAACUUCCUCACCCUUUAUGUCACUGUGCAGCACAAGAAGCUGCGACAGCCCCUCAACUACAUCCUCCUCAACCUGGCUGUGGCCGACCUCUUCAUGGUCUUUGGUGGCUUCACCACUACCGUCGUCACCUCCAUGAAUGGCUAUUUCAUCUUCGGACCCACUGGCUGCAACUUUGAGGGAUUCUUCGCCACACUUGGUGGUGAAGUCGCUCUUUGGUGCCUUGUGGUGCUUGCCAUUGAACGUUAUGUGGUUGUUUGUAAACCAAUGAGCAACUUCCGGUUUGGCAGCCAACAUGCCAUCAUUGGUGUCGCUUUCACGUGGAUCAUGGCCCUCUCGUGUGCUGGUCCCCCGCUCCUUGGAUGGUCCAGAUAUAUCCCAGAGGGAAUGCAGUGUUCGUGUGGGGUUGAUUACUAUACUCUGAAGCCUGAAGUGAAUAAUGAGUCCUUUGUCAUCUAUAUGUUUACCGUCCAUUUCAUUCUCCCACUGACUGUUAUAUUCUUCUGUUAUGGUCGUCUGGUCUGCACGGUCAAAGAGGCUGCAGCCCAGCAGCAGGAGUCAGAGUCCACACAGAGAGCUGAGAGGGAAGUCACCCGCAUGGUGAUCAUAAUGGUGAUUGCCUUCCUCGUGUGUUGGCUGCCGUAUGCUGGAGUAGCUGCCUACAUUUUCACCAAUCAGGGCAGUGAUUUUGGUCCAAUUUUCAUGACCAUACCAGCAUUUUUUGCCAAAAGUUCAUCUCUCUACAACCCACUCAUCUAUAUCCUGAUGAAUAAACAGUUCCGUAACUGCAUGAUCACCACGGUUUGCUGUGGCAAGAACCCAUUCGAAGAGGAGGAAACUACUUCAGCCAGUGCCAGCAAGACAGAGGCUUCAUCUGUUUCCUCCAGCCAAGUGGCCCCUGCAUAACUCCUCAGCUCAGUAAACACAAUGGAGGCAGAAGUUGGGAUGACACUUCCGUCCGGCCUCUGCCAGACAAACUAAUGGUGUGGAGGUUUGAAGGCCCAAGAUUUCCAAACCCAAAGAAUUCACAGCAAUAUCAGAUAGUGGAAUUUUUCGAAAGUGUGGCACAUAUUUGUACAGAGCCAUCCUGAGCUUUGUGGUAAAACUCUGAGUCUAAUGGUGAGCACUCCCUGGCAUGUGGUGAAAAUACUGUAUAUUGUUUCAUACCAAUUGGUAGCCGUGAUCUCUUGCUCCGCUCAGUAUUUAUAAAUGCUUUCCAAUGCUUUUUAAAAUUCCCUCUUACCUGCAGUUGAAUCCAUCCUCUUAGCUCAGCUCUGUUCUAGAAAGUACCAGUUAAUAAA